Molecule: messenger RNA, 720 nt
Organism: Branchiostoma belcheri (Belcher's lancelet)
Lineage: Eukaryota; Metazoa; Chordata; Leptocardii; Amphioxiformes; Branchiostomatidae
Product: protein eyes shut-like
Exons: 6
Coding region: 13-720 (235 amino acids)
Molecular function (GO): calcium ion binding
Source: RefSeq, a predicted model, not a curated record
ACCCAUGCCAACAUGGACGCUGUGAGAACAACGGUGGUGGGUAUAAAUGUAUCUGCUUUGACGGAUGGACUGGAACGAACUGUCAUCAAUGUGGCAAAUGAUUCAAAGAAUGGUGACAACAUGGCGGGGAUCAUAAUGAAGCCAGGCACUCCGUCUUGGGCCUCGAUGUUCAUGGAAAACAGCUCGGCCCGCAACAAUUUGACUCCAUCUGCUUUCCCGGUUCCAAACACUAGUAUUGACUCGGAGACCUUGCCGACAACUGUGACGUCACUGCCAACUACUGGUUCUUCUACGUUGGAGAGCACCAGUCUUGAUCCGGGGACCUUGCCGACAACUGUGACGUCACUGCCAACCACUGACCUGGAUGAAUGUAUCAAAAACCCAUGUCAACAUGGAAUCUGUGUGAACCAAGAUGGUGGAUACAAGUGUACCUGCUCACCUGGAUGGACUGGACGGAACUGUCAGGAAGACAUCAAUGAGUGUGACACACACUCAUGUCAACAUGGACAAUGUGUGAACCAAGAUGGCGGAUACACAUGUACCUGCUCACACGGGUGGACGGGACAAAACUGUCAGGAAGACAUCAAUGAGUGUGACAAACACCCAUGUCAUCAUGGACAAUGUGUGAACCAAGAUGGCGGAUACACGUGUACCUGCUCACAUGGAUGGACUGGACAGAACUGUCAAAAAGGUGACCUUUUUCUUUAUUUAAGUUGCUAA